AUGCUGCGUCUUAAUAAAGCUAAAAGAGCCGCCCGCUUGCGUGCUGCUGCUCUGCGGGGCCGCGUUGCCCGCAAGCCUGCGCCCACUACCCCCCGCCGCGCUGCGCCCGCCACCCCCCGCCGGCGCCCGCUCCCCGGCCCGGCCUCGACUCCCUGCCGGCCUCCCCCUAGUGCGCUCCGCGCGCAGUCCUGUCUAGGCUCCAUAAAGACAGUUUACGCUGCUAGCGCUGUUCCUCUAGGCACAGCUACCUACCUCUGUAAGCUCUAUAGCAGUGUUUCCCCUAUUACUAUUAUCUAUGCGCAGCGCCUUGUUGCAGCGCUUGUUAUAGAGGACAAGCAGGCUAUGUUCUAG
Molecule: messenger RNA, 351 nt
Organism: Lindgomyces ingoldianus
Lineage: Eukaryota; Fungi; Ascomycota; Dothideomycetes; Pleosporales; Lindgomycetaceae
Exons: 5
Coding region: 1-351 (116 amino acids)
Source: RefSeq, a predicted model, not a curated record